Messenger RNA from Benincasa hispida (wax gourd), 1441 nucleotides. RefSeq names its product E3 ubiquitin-protein ligase PUB23-like. The record is from RefSeq and is a predicted model, not a curated record. Gene Ontology annotation, molecular function: ubiquitin protein ligase activity. Gene Ontology annotation, biological process: protein ubiquitination. NCBI's taxonomy places the organism in Eukaryota, Viridiplantae, Streptophyta, Magnoliopsida, Cucurbitales, Cucurbitaceae.
UUCCAUUAACAUUUCCCCAAAUUCACACAACAAACGAACGAACAAUCAAUCUACAGAAGCUCCAACAAUGGAAGAUGAAAUCGAAGUCCCCCACUACUUCCUCUGCCCCAUCUCCCUCCAAAUCAUGAAAGACCCUGUAAUUCUCCCCUCCGGCAUCACCUACGACCGCCACUCCAUUGAAACCUGGCUCUUCUCCAACAAAAACUCCUUCUGUCCCGUCACCAAACUCCCCAUCUCCGAUUCCGAUUCCGAUUUCCUCACCCCCAACCACACCCUCCGCCGUCUAAUCCAAGCUUGGUGCACUUUAAACUCCUCCCAUGGCGUCGAACGCUUCCCCACUCCCAAACCCCCCAUUCAUAAAUCCCAAAUCCUCCACCUCAUUUCCUCUGCCAACACUUCCCCUUCUUCCUUAAUCUCCUCCAUUCAUCGUCUCCGCUCUAUCUCCGAUGAAUCUGAAACCAAUCGCCGCUGUGUUGAAUCCGCCGGAGCGCCAGAGUUUUUAGCCUCUGUUAUUGUUGACACCGACUCCUCUGCUUCUUAUGAAGCUCUCUCCACUCUCCAUAACCUCCGUCUCUCCGAUUCAACGUUCAAACGCUUGGCUACCCAUUCCGAGUUUCUUGAUUCUUUGACGAAUUUCAUGAAAUUACGGGGUACCCAAGAAUCGUCGAGAGCGUAUGCCGUCUUGAUUUUGAAAUCUAUUGUAGAAGUCGCUGACCCAAUUCAACUAAGCUUCUUGAAAUCCGAUUUGUUUGUGCAAAUUGUUGAGAUUUUGAAGGAUCGGUCAUCGUCUCAGCAGAUUUUCAAGGCAGCAUUGGGGAUUUUGAUUGCGGUAUGUCCAUGGGGAAGGAACAGGGUGAAGGCGGUGGAAGCAGGUGGGGUUGGGGUUUUGGUUGAGAUUUUACUAGCGACGCCGGAAAGGAGAGUGUGUGAGAUGACAUUGAUGGCGAUGGAUUUGCUCUGUGGGUGUGCGGAAGGAAGGGCGGCGCUGCUGGGACACGGCGGAGGGAUGGCGGUGGUUUCGAAGAAGAUAUUGAGAGUAUCGCAAGUGGGGAGUGAAAGGGCGGUGAGGAUUCUGUAUUGGGUGGCGAAAUUCUCGGGGAGUCCGGCGGUUUUAAUGGAAAUGGCGCAAUUGGGGAUUGUGGCGAAGCUUUGUUUGGUUCUGCAAAUCGAAAAUGGAAGCAAGACGAAGGAGAAAGCUAAAGAGAUUUUGAAAAUGCAUGCUCGUGUUUGGAAGAAUUCGCCUUGUAUUCCUUCUAAAUUGGCUUCUUCAUAUCCUACAAAUUAAGGAAUUUCAUCAAACAAAACCCCAUCCAUUUUAACUCAUUUCUCUUUUUCUUCUCAUUUUUGUGUAUAUAUAUUAUUCACUACAAUUGUAAACUGUGAAUUUAGAACAAUUAUUCAAAUGAAAAUCAAUACACAUUGUCUCUUUGCAAAAGUUUGU